Sturnus vulgaris (Common starling) is the source of this 316-nucleotide messenger RNA. The record is from RefSeq and is a predicted model, not a curated record. NCBI's taxonomy places the organism in Eukaryota, Metazoa, Chordata, Aves, Passeriformes, Sturnidae.
AUGUCGGAGCAGAAGUCCCCGGAUGGCGUGAAAACGGAGAGCGAGCACAUCGACCUGAAAGUUGCCGGGCAGGACGGCUCCGUGGUGCACUUCAGAAUAAAGCGGCACAGUCCGCUGAGCAAGCUCAUGAAGGCGUACUGCUCCCGACAGGGCCUGUUACUGAAGCACAUUAUUUUUCUAUUUGAUGGACAGCCAAUUAAAGAAGCAGACACACCUGCACAGCUGGAGAUGGAACAUGAAGACAUGAUUGAAGUGUACCAGCAGCAGACAGGUGGAGGGUGCUAAGAGACAGAGUCUUUUGGAGAAUAGUUUGAGG